Molecule: messenger RNA, 1509 nt
Organism: Sinocyclocheilus rhinocerous
Lineage: Eukaryota; Metazoa; Chordata; Actinopteri; Cypriniformes; Cyprinidae
Product: tripartite motif-containing protein 35-like
Exons: 7
Coding region: 1-1509 (502 amino acids)
Molecular function (GO): zinc ion binding; protein binding
Source: RefSeq, a predicted model, not a curated record
AUGGCGCUUGAGGAUGAGCUGUCGUGUACUGUGUGCACUGAAUUUUUUCGUGAUCCGGUGUUAUUGGGCUGUGGACACAGUUUUUGCCGUCAGUGCAUUAAUUUACACUGGGCUGUGAGUAGCUUCAGAAGAUGUUACAUCUGUCAGCAGGUGUCACCGCAGGAACCAGUGUCCAAUCUGAGCCUGAGAAACACCUGUGAGUCUUACCUGAGAGAGAAAAACACGAGGACAGAGAGCAGUGGAGGCCAUGAGUGUUCGAAACACGGAGAGGUGAUCAGACUGUUCUGUCAAACAGAUGGAAAGGCCAUAUGUGUAACGUGCAAGAAACAAGAACACAACGGACACAAAACACAACUGCUUCAACAAGCUGUAAAACAACACAAGGGGAAGCUGAAAGCAGAGAUUCGUCCCGCUGAGAAGACCUUGUUGUCAUUGCAGAAUGGCACAGCACUAGAUAACAAAAUCUCCAAGUAUAUUCAGUCUCAAACUCAGAUGACAGAGAGAACUAUCAGGACAGAGUUUGAGAAACUGCAUCAGUUCCUCAGACAGGAGGAGGAGAGCAGGAUAUCAGCUCUAAAUGAAGAAAAGAAAGAAAAGGGAGACAAGAUAGAAAGAAGAAUACAAGACGGAAUUAUGUCUCUCUCUGACAGAGUCAAAGAAGUGGAAGAACAAAUUGAGGAUGAUGACAUCACCUUCCUGAAGAAUUAUGAGAGCAUUCAAAACAGAGCUAAAUACACGCUUCCAGAUGCAGAACUGAGUUCAAAAACUCUUAUCGAUGUUCCAAAACAUCUGGGCAACUUGAAGUACCAAGUGUGGGAGAAGAUGAAGGACAUCUGCCCUUACUAUCCCGUGAUCCUGAACCCAAACACAUCACUACCAGACUUCUCUGUGUCAGAUGAUCUGACCUCUGUGACCUCAUGUCUCUUUCAGCAGGACAAGCAUAACCCUUUUCCUCAGCACAGGAACUGUGUGGUGUUGGGGAGUGUGGGAUACACUGAUGGCACCCACACAUGGGAAAUUGAGGUGGGAAACAAUCAAUAUUGGAGCCUUGGUGUGUGCUUAGGUUCAGUGGAAACAUCUGAUGUGUAUACUUUGACCCCUGCAAAAGGCUUCUGGGGUAUUAGACGCUUUGGAUCCUUAUUUGAAUUGAUGAAUGCUCAGAUAUCUAGAUUAAAGACGAAGGGAAAUCUAGAGGUAGUCCGAGUAAAGCUUGACUACCGUUGUGAUGAGAAAGGGAGAUAUUGGUAUGUGAGAUUUUUUGAUGCAGGGAAUGAUUACUUGAUUGCAGAAUUUAAUGCAGUGCCAGGAUCAAAACUCUUUCCCUUCGUGAUCCCAGAAGAUUUGUCCGCCCCUCUGCGUAUUGUUCCAGCUAACAUUACUCUGACUGUUGAACAGAAAUUGCCGUUCCUGGAGAGACAUUUGGUCAUUAUCAUGAUCUGUCUGUGUUUUGUCAUGGCUCUAAUGUUCCUGAUUCUGCCAAGACACCAGCAGAAAUCUAUCAGUAAUUAG